CACAGUGGGGAGGGGAGCUGCGGGAGGCUCCAGGAGUCUGACCAGUUCCCUCCAGCCCUCAGGUGUUCUUGCCCUGGGUGGGGCCACUGGGUUUAAAUGGCUGGAACCAACCUGGGCGGUCCUCAGCCCCACACCUUCCUCAGACCUGCUGUCUACACCAGGCUCAGGACACGGAAGAACAGACAAGUGAAGGGACUGUGGAGACACACGGCUGCGGGGCCAUGACAAUCACAGCCGGGUUCUGCACCCCGACUGUCUCCAGCCCUGCCCCUCCUGCUGCCUGAGUGAGCUGAGUCUGAGGUGGUCGUGGACAGCAGACGCCCACCUGUCUCUGCCCUGUAGUGUCGCCCUGUGAGCUGCGUCAUGGAGAGAGUGACCAGGGCCCUUCUCCUGCUGGCUGGUCUGCCUGCCCUGAAAGCCAAUGACCUGUUUGAUAAAGACAGCACCUUCUACUAUGAUUGGGAGAGCCUGCAGCUGGCCGGGAUGAUCUGCGCAGGGAUCCUGGGCAUCACUGGGAUUGCUAUAGCCCUGAGUGGCAAAUGCAAGUGCAGGCAUGACCAGGUGCACAGUCCCUUAGCUGAGAAAGCCACCCCAUUCAUUGCUCCAGGCUCUGCCAGCUCCUCCUGAGCACGAGAACAUCGCCCAGGAGCACACGCCCACUGCUGCCUCUCCACUGGGACCUUACCUUCUGGGACCGUCUCUAUUCCCAAGGCUGGGUGGCCCUGAUCCCUCC
Tupaia belangeri chinensis (Chinese tree shrew) is the source of this 733-nucleotide messenger RNA. Its product is annotated as FXYD domain-containing ion transport regulator 4-like. The record is from RefSeq and is a predicted model, not a curated record. Gene Ontology annotation, biological process: potassium ion transmembrane transport; regulation of sodium ion transmembrane transporter activity. Gene Ontology annotation, cellular component: membrane. Bases 364 to 627 code for a protein of 87 amino acids. Gene Ontology annotation, molecular function: sodium channel regulator activity. Lineage: Eukaryota; Metazoa; Chordata; Mammalia; Scandentia; Tupaiidae. The transcript has 9 exons.